Leptopilina boulardi is the source of this 1994-nucleotide messenger RNA. RefSeq lists its product as uncharacterized. Gene Ontology annotation, molecular function: oxidoreductase activity. The transcript is spliced from 9 exons. Bases 103 to 1752 code for a protein of 549 amino acids. NCBI's taxonomy places the organism in Eukaryota, Metazoa, Arthropoda, Insecta, Hymenoptera, Figitidae. The record is from RefSeq and is a predicted model, not a curated record.
UGAACAGACUUAAAGUUAUCUGUUAUGUUAUCUCUCCUAGAAUUAUCCACGGAAUUAUCAUAGGAGUAGAAUUUAAAGUGAUUUAAGUGACGAACAAACAUUAUGGAAAGUAAAAUAAAAGAUAAUUUAUUAAAAUCAUUGUCACAGCUCGAAAUGAAUAAAGAAUCUACAGUUCCCGUUAAACUUGAAAACAUCAUUCCCCCUAUGAAAGAUCGGGACUCACGAGGAAAUCAAAUAGAAGAUUUUAUCAAAGAACUUAAAUACAUUGUGGAGUGUAUAGAACAUAAUAAAAAAGAUUUUAGAUCUCUUAAUCCACCAAGUAAAUGUUUUUCCGAAGAUCCACUAACGAGAAUAACAAAUUUGAGAGAUUAUUGUUUUUUCUUUAUACGAGCUAUUCGCGAAAAUAUACUCUGGAGAUAUGUAAAUGUUGAAUAUGGAUUGUGGCCAUCAAAUGGCAUGUUUUGUGUUUGGAAAACAUUAUGUUUUGCAUUGUUUGACAAUCCGACUUUUUGUGAUACUCUUCUUCAUGAUAAACGAUAUUAUCCAACAAUUGUUCAAGAUUACAUUACUGAAAAAGUUCCACUAAUAAUGAAUACAGCUGUUAUUGUUUUAUCAGAUUCCGAUUUGGAUACAGUUGUUGCUUUUUUAACUUCAAUAUCUGAAGCUCCUUGUACUUGGAAAAUAACUGCAGUUUAUAUUCAAGAAGCAAUUGAGAAAAAAUUUGCCCAACUCUACAAAGAAAAGAAAACUGAACAUUCAAUAAAUUUGGAAUUAAUUAUGACAAUAUUUCGAUUUAAGGAAGAGAUUUCUUCGAAAUUCAAAGAUAAUCAUUGGGACGCAAUUUCAAUUUGGAGUGAAAAUGUUUUGUCUGCAAAAUCUUAUGUUAUGAAUAUGAUGAUUCCACUUGUUUGGAUUAAUUCUUUUGGUGAACUUGGUCCAGGAGUAGCGCUUCGAACUGAUACUAAACUUAAAUGUCCAAACGUUAGUAGAUUUGAAUUAAAAUCGGGAUUUUUCACAGGAUCUGGAAAGAAAUUUGAUCUUUUUUACGAUGGUUUAUGGAAGGAACCAAAAAAUGGAAAAUAUUGGACUGAUUGUAAAGGCAAUUCUUGGGCUUCUGCGUCACAAGAAGACGUAGAUAGUUGUGUACAAUCUGCGAAGCGUGCUUUUGAAAAAUGGCAUUUAACACCUUUUAGUAAGAGAAAAACAAUUUUACAAAAAUUUGCAGACAGAAUUUAUGCAGACGGAAAUAGACCUCUUGCUAAAUUAAUAAGAUCCCAACUUGAUAAUCCAAUUCUGUAUGGAAGUUCAUCAACAAUUAUUAGAGAUGGUAGUGUUGAAGUUUUGACAAUAAGAGAUCCUAAAGGAGUUAUUGCAAUUGGUAGAAAGGAUACGAAUGAUCUGUUUCUUCGUAUAAUAAACGCUUGUAUCGCUGGCAAUUCAACUAUAGUAAUGUACGGUGGAGUUUUGGCUCCAAUCAAUGAAUUUUGUGACAUGAUGAUUACAAGUGGAAUUCCACCUGGAGUCAUUAAUUUUUUAAGCUUUGAAAAUCUUUUUGAUGGAUUCCAUGAAGUUUACAAUAAUUCUGCUGUUGCUCAUGGAUGUUCACCAGCUUUUGAAGAAUUUGAUGUUUAUAUGCUCGAUUUUUUCAAAUAUUGGAUUGAUCUUGUAACUGAUGAAAAUGAUCCUCGAUUUAAUGAAAUGUUAUACACAAAAUAUACUCAACCAAAGUCAAUUUGGUUACCUUUCAAAUAAUUACUAAAUAUUUUAAGAAAAAAAAAAAUGAUUUUAAUACAAAAAAGAAAUGUAAACUUUUUAAACACAAACAAUGAAAAGAAACAAGUAUAUUUUUAUCCAUUUUGAAUAAAAUACAUUUCUUUAUUUUUAAACUAAGUUUCGUCAAGACUGACAUAAAAGCAUUUAUUGUACUUUUUUACAAAUAAUCUUUCUGUUAAAAAUAUUUUCUAUGACAGCAAAAAUAAAGAAUUUGAUACCUA